UGGAUUUUCUCAAGAAGCAAAAGCAGUUGGAGUAGUCCACACUACAGCUCAACCCGUUGGAGUAGGGGAUGGAACGCUUCCGGUUCAGGGCACCUCCCCUCUCGCUCAAGCUAGCCUUCGCCGCCGUCUCCCUCGGCGUCUCCUUCGCCGCCGUCUCCUCCUCACCCUCUCCCCUCCCUUCCUCGGCCGCCUCCUCCUCUCCGCGGACCGUAGCCGCCGACCUCCUCGCCGUCCUCGCCGGCCCGCGCGCCGCGGCGCGGGUGCCGGCCCGGGAGGCCUCGCGCCUGAGCUCCUGCCUCCGGUUCCUCUCCCCGGCCAACCCCGCCGCCGUGUCUAGCGCGUAUCCCCGGAGGGGCUCCCGGAAGGUUCUCCUGGAAGGCUGCGAUGCGGCCGAGGCGGACGCGAUGGUGAUGUGGCCGCCGGCGCCGGUCUUGGAGCUGGCGCUCCUCGCCGUCGACUCCGGAGGCGACCCUGGGGCCAUCCACCGCUUGCUCGACCCCACCAUGCUGCCGGUGCCUGAUAUUGAGGGAACGAAGAAGAGCAAAUGCCACCUCACAAGAACACCGUAUGGAAGACGCUUUGCUGAUGAGGACAUCAAUUCAUACUUUGCAUUUCUGUUUGAAUUGAUUGCUGCGCGAGGACCAUCAGUUGGAUUAAAUGUUUCACUGACUCGUUAUGAUUUAUUCCACGGGCAUCUUUUCCUGGCAUCUGGUACAGGAAGGCUUGGGAUUCUGUUCCACGCCAAAGAAUAUCCAGCAUUCGACAAGAAAUUGUUCCCUUACAAUUUGGGAUAUUGCCAGGCUGAAUCUGAUGUACCCUAUGAUGAUUCCAUGAAUUUACGUAAUAUCCUUUGGUUAGCUCCAUUGCCAUCCAGUGAUAAUAAAGUUUGGUUAGCACCAGGGGUGCUAGUCGUCUUGGAUGCACAUCCAGAUGGAAUUAUUUAUCAAGAUAUGAUACGUGACUAUGUUCAGAUCGUACGAACAAUAUACGAAGAUGAUUUCGGAGAGCUUGCGGUCGAUGUCAACUAUCUGAAUGCAGCCAACACAGCUCCAGCGGAUAGGAUUUUCAUUUGCUGACGUCCAUCCAUAGGAUCAUUGCCUUCACCGUGUGAUUUCAUCUCUGGGAAGGGAACACCAAAUGUACCAUUUUUUACAAGAUGCACUCACUCGAGAUCCAGGAAAGCAUCAGUGAUUUGGUGGCAAGUAUCCUGUAUAGUUCAGGUGUUCAUCUCCAAGACGGCUUCAGAUGCUUAUUUGAUUGAAUGUACAGAUGUAGCACUCGAGGAAGCAGUUAAUCUAUCGCACGCAUGACAUGUUUGUUUGAUGGAGUUCAUCAGAAAUUCAUUUGGUUGUGGCA
This is a messenger RNA of Triticum aestivum (bread wheat), 1356 nucleotides long. RefSeq lists its product as uncharacterized. The coding region runs from base 69 to 1076 and encodes 335 amino acids. The record is from RefSeq and is a predicted model, not a curated record. NCBI's taxonomy places the organism in Eukaryota, Viridiplantae, Streptophyta, Magnoliopsida, Poales, Poaceae. The transcript is spliced from 7 exons.